AUGCGGAGACUCCGGGCGCUCCGAGGUCUCUUCGCUUGUGGAGGCUGCUGGUCCCGGCCUCCCGUUCGGGAGGAUGGAGGCAGGGCGGCAGAGUCCGUCCCUGCAGCCGUCCCCACCUUUGCUGGGCGAGUGGCUUCUCUGUCAAACCGCCUGCAAGAGGAGGAGGGCGACAGAGCGGAGGUCUACCGAGAGCUGGAGAGAGUCCUGCAGGGCGACGACGGCUGCGUGCAGAGCGCUGUCCUGGCCAGAGUGAUCGCAGCGGCCUCGAGGGACAUGAGAGCGGCGCAGGGCGUGACGGAGCAGGUGCGGACGGCCGCCAGCGACGUCCUGGUGGCUCUGGCCCGCUGCCACUUCGACAGCGUCAUGUGCGAGCUGCAGUGCCGCCUGAGGGCCCUGGGAGAGAUCUCCGAGGACCUCGUGUUCGUCACCUUGGGCAAGCUGGCCAGCAGCUACGCCCUGCGGUGCGUCCCCUUCGUGGGCAUGACGCUCUUCGCCCUGCGCACGAUGCUGAGCCAGGUGGGGAGCAGCCGGACCCUGCGCGCCGUCUGCAGCGUCCUGGAGCAGUGGUCGAAGGCCGUGAACAGCUACCUGGGCGCCUGGGAGCAGUGCAGCUUCCCGCGCGUGGGGCAGGCCCAGCUCUGCAGCAGCAUUUCCCCGCUCUUCGGCCACGCGGUGGGGAGCUGGCUGGGCUGCGAGGAGGAGGAGGCCAAGCAGGCCGUCCUGGGGGCGAUGGCUGCCAUGAUGGGCCUCCUCGUGCGCGAGGAAGAGCACCGCGAGCGCGUGUGGGAGCAGCUCCCCUGGCUCCUGGGCCAGUACCAGCAGGUCCAGGACUCUUUCCGGGUGACCAAGGCUCUGAGUUAUUUCCUGGCGGUUUUGGGGGAAGUGCAGAUCCCCAUCCCCCAGGACGAGGUUGAGGCCAUCGGCACCGCUGUGCACUGCCAGCCCGAGUUUGCCCUGAGGACACGGUGGCCUUUCUGCGCUCGCAGCUGGGGAGUCGGAGCGAGGCCGCUCGCGUGGUGUCCUUGGAUCUGCUCGGAGCCCUGGUGCGCCCCACAGCAGAGAGAGGCCAGAGCCUGCCCCUGCUCGUGCAGGCGGUGCGCUGCGCGCUGGGAGACCCCAGCAGGAAGGUGGCGAGGGCAGCGCUGCGCUUCACCAAGGAGCUGCUGGGCUGCAGCGUCCAGAGCUGCUCGGCCUGGGACCUGGUGGCCCACGUCUUCGCCACGUUCAGCCAGGCCUCCGGCAGACUGGCGCAGGGAAAGCUGUCUGAGGCAGAAGCGCAGGAAGCAGCAGAUCUUCAAGCCCUGUGCUUGGACAUCCUGCGCUCCCUGGACGUCUCCGUCCGGGGGACUCCUGUGGCUGCGGCUGCUGCAGUACGUGGUGCCAGCCCAGUACACCGGCACGUUGGUGCCGCUCUGCCGGUGCCUGCGAGAGCUGGCCGAGAGCCGGGGGAGAGCAGGGGGCGAGGACGGAGAGGAGGAGCCCAACGUCGCGGCCUCCCGGCAGCGAGCCAAGCUGCCGAGGCCGCAGGCCCUGCUGGCUCGCCUGCUGGUGGUGGCGGCGGCUCCUCACGCCGGCGGCGGCUGCGGCGUCGCUGCCCUGCGGCUGCUGCGGGCCCUGUCCGCAGAGAUCCACGGCGCCCUGGGGAUGGUGUGGGCCGUGAAGAUCCCCUUCCUGCUGCAGUGCCUGGAAGGGCAAAGCGAGAGCUGCCUGGACUCUGCCGAGUGGGAGCAGCUCCUGCUCAAGUUCCUGAGGACGUCGCUGGAGACGAUCGAGAGCCAGGCCUGGACCGUGGGCCUGAGCUUGGAGCUGAGCCAGCAGACGGGCAGCUACCCCCGGCCGUCCCGGGAGCGGGUGGGUCCCUGCCGAGGCCUCGUUUCUGCGGGAGCCGAGCGGAACGGCCGGGCGCCGCGGCCAGCUCAGCCGGGCCUGGUGCGGGCUGGCCUUCCUGUAUAA
Messenger RNA from Dromaius novaehollandiae (emu), 1953 nucleotides. RefSeq names its product maestro heat-like repeat-containing protein family member 2A. Bases 1 to 1953 code for a protein of 650 amino acids. Lineage: Eukaryota; Metazoa; Chordata; Aves; Casuariiformes; Dromaiidae. The record is from RefSeq and is a predicted model, not a curated record. Gene Ontology annotation, cellular component: cytoplasm. The transcript is spliced from 18 exons.